Molecule: messenger RNA, 399 nt
Organism: Perognathus longimembris pacificus (Pacific pocket mouse)
Lineage: Eukaryota; Metazoa; Chordata; Mammalia; Rodentia; Heteromyidae
Gene: Obp2a
Product: odorant binding protein 2A
Exons: 5
Coding region: 1-399 (132 amino acids)
Molecular function (GO): small molecule binding
Source: RefSeq, a predicted model, not a curated record
AUGGAAAGUGAAUAUAAGAUGAAGCAGGUGUUUCCUGUGAAAAUAUUGGCCCUGGAAGGAGAGGACUUGGAGGUCACCAUCACCAUCUUGUACGAUGGUGGGUGCCAUGACAUGAAAUUUCAGAUGAAGAAAACUGAUGAGCCUGGAAAAUACAUAGAUUUGAGUACCAAGAAUGUCAUGAAUGUAGAGCGUUUGCCUGUGAAGGACUACGCCAUCUUCCUCUGUGAAGGCCAGCAUGAAGGGAAGCUAUUCCGCAUUGCCAAGCUCAUGGGAAAGAACCCUGAGGAAAACCCAGAGGCUCUGGAGCAAUUUAAGAAAUUCACACAGCGCAAAGGAUUCCAGCAGGAGAGUAUCUACGUGCCCAAGCAGAAGGAUGCCUGCGUCUCUGAGAAUAACUAG